GGAGGCCCCAGCGAAGCAAAGCCCAGUGAAGAGCCAGGUUUUUCCAAGCCCCAAAUUUCCACGCACACGUACGCGAGUUCCGCCAUGAAGCUGUUAGUCUGUGUGCUGAGUGUGUGCGCCCUGGCCGCGGCCCAGGACUUCAAGGAGUGUCUGGAGCAGGAUUCCAUCUCCUGCCUGCAGAUGACGUUCUACCGCAAGGCGCGGGACUUCUUCGACCAGCCGCAGAUCAGCCUGGCCGGAGGGUUGUCCUUCGUGAAGGCAGCUGGCCGAGAGUCGCGCUCGUACGGCGCCGAUGGUGCCCAGAUCGAAGCGGCCAACAGCGUGGAAUCGCGCGAAGAUGCCCUGGAGAGCUACGUGUUCGAGCGAUCGGUCAGCUUCCUGCGCGAGCGUUCGCUUAACCUCGACAUGGCCGGUGCAGCUCGCAGCCUUUCCACCGUCAUCCCGGAGGAAGUGAAGGGUCAGAUGCGCGCGAUGGUUGCGGAAGCGCGUGGCAAAAAGAAGAUCCUGAAGGCUCUGCUGCCGAUCCUUGGACUGGUGAAGCUGAAGAUCGUUGGUUUGGCGCUGCUCGCUCUGCUCGGAAUUGCGCUCAUCGCAAAGAAGGCGCUCGUCGUGUCGGUCAUCGCUCUCGUCCUGUCCAAGUUCCUCUUCCUCAAGAAGCUGCUCUCGAAGAAGGACGAAGGACACACCUCGUACCACGGUUCGUCUGGUGGCUGGGAAUCGAGCGGAUACGGUGACUAUGGCUCUCAUAGCCAGCCUGCUCACUCGAUCGCGUACGCCGGCCACAAGCAGGUGCGGAAGUGAGCAUCCUCUUGAUCCAUCUCACACACAC
Anopheles nili is the source of this 829-nucleotide messenger RNA. RefSeq lists its product as uncharacterized. The record is from RefSeq and is a predicted model, not a curated record. The transcript is spliced from 2 exons. Lineage: Eukaryota; Metazoa; Arthropoda; Insecta; Diptera; Culicidae. Bases 85 to 801 code for a protein of 238 amino acids.